CGCGGGUCCACGUCUCCCGGCCCUGCCCUUCGGCGUCGAUGGCCUGGCUCAGUACGCUUGCCAUCAUCGAAUCAUGCGUAGGUAGGUAGUGCUCUCAGAUAAAAGCCCAGUGCCUCGUCAAGAUUCAAUUGCUCUGCGACUCGAUGUGAACUUCGUGCAAGGCUAUGGUUGCAGUCUGAUUCAUCUCGACCACAAUGUCCAAACAAGCUCUUCAACUCAUUACCCAGCCUCUCCUCAACGCCAUUCCAGACGACUUGACAGACCGUCUAGACCCGGUGUAUGUCGAAUACUACAACAAGUACAACGCCGGUAGACUCCAUACGCACCAAAUACCGAUCGAGACCUUUCGCGCCAACCCACUACAGUACGUCAUCCAAUGGGGUCGUGCAGACGGUGGUGAGGUAUUCAGGAUCAGCGAACAGAAGUGUCCUGUAAACGGCGGUGAGAUCUCUAUCCGUAUCUUCGAACCAGGUCCGGCAGAUGAUGCAACGACUCCACGCCGGCCACUUUAUAUCAAUUACCAUGGAGGCGGUUUCACGUUUGGCGACUUGGAAAUGGAUGAUCCGUUCUGUCGACGGGUCUGCAGGGAAGUAGGGUGUGUGGCUUUCGACGUCGAAUACCGCCUCUCGCCUGACUAUCGUUACCCUAUUCCAUUGGAGGACUGUUUUGCAGCGCUGAAAUGGAUACAAAAGGAAAAGGUGGACGAGUUUCAUCUGGACACCAACCGGACUGCGAUAGGUGGCGUGUCUGCUGGGGGUCACCUUUCCGCUGUACUGGCUCACUUGGCCCGAGAUGAAGGUGUUCCGCUCGCUUUCCAGCUGCUUGUCGUGCCUGGUGUCGACAUGACAGCCUUACUUCCCAAUGGUGACGUUAACCCGACUUGCCCUUACAAGUCUUUUGCAGAACUGGUCAACACACCUGCUCUACCCGUGGAGCGCGUAUGUUUUGCAUACAAUCAUUAUUUAGGUAUUCCAAGGCCGAAAGGCUGGGAAAAGGAAUGGAAAAUCAAUCCGAUCAAAGCGCCGUCUUUCCGCGGCCUAGCCCAGGCACUUGUAGUCACGGCAGAGCUCGAUCCGCUCAGGGAGGAGGGACAAGCAUAUGUCGAAAAGUUGCGUGAAGCGGGUGUGCCAGUGGAGCAUAUCAUGUACCCCAGGGUGCCGCACCCGUUCAUGAUGCAUGAUGCCGUUCUCGAGGCGGGCAAAAAAUACCAGGUUGACACGGUUCGAGCACUGAAGGAUGCGUUGCACAAGAAAGAGGGUGAUGGUGACAAGAUCUAUAGGAAUUGA
Exophiala oligosperma is the source of this 1286-nucleotide messenger RNA. RefSeq lists its product as uncharacterized. NCBI's taxonomy places the organism in Eukaryota, Fungi, Ascomycota, Eurotiomycetes, Chaetothyriales, Herpotrichiellaceae. The coding region runs from base 195 to 1286 and encodes 363 amino acids. Gene Ontology annotation, molecular function: hydrolase activity. The transcript has 3 exons. The record is from RefSeq and is a predicted model, not a curated record.